CAGAGCGCAGCGGAGCGCAGCGCGGCGAGGUUCCCAGGGGCGUCUCGCCUCUUUUCUCUCCGUCGCCGGGCAAAGCAAGCGAGAAGUCCAGCGGGGCUGCCGAUCGGGCGCUGCGGGGCCAAGGUGUCCGAGGCCAGGUUCUCUGCACUGGACGGAUGAUUUGAGGGGGAGCCGGGCGCCUCCAGAAGCCCUGGGAUGGACAACCAGACAUCGCCGCCUGCCCUCAAGGAUUCGUGCACGUACCAUGAGGAGUUCAAGCAGAUCCUGCUGCCGGUGGUCUACUCAGUCGUGCUGGUGUUGGGGUUUCCCUUGAACUUUGUGGUCAUCGUCCAGAUUUGGCUGUCGCGGAAAGUCCUGACUCGAACCAUGAUCUACAUGUUGAAUCUGGCUGUGGCCGAUCUCCUCUACGUCUGCUCGCUCCCGCUGCUGAUCUACAACUAUUCUCAGAAGGAUUACUGGCCCUUCGGUGACUUCACCUGCCGCUUCGUGCGCUUCCAGUUCUACACCAACCUCCACGGCAGCAUCCUCUUCCUCACCUGCAUUAGCAUCCAGCGCUACCUGGGCAUCUGCCACCCGCUCUCCACCUGGCACAAGAAAAGGGGGAAGCGCUUCACUUGGGGCGUCUGCGCCCUGGUUUGGAUUGUGGUGACGGCUCAGUGCCUGCCGACUUUCCUCUACGCGUCCACCGGCAUCCAGAGGAACCGGACCGUGUGUUACGACCUGAGCACGCCGGAAAACUCGGCUGGGUACUUCCCGUACGGCAUCACCUUGACGGUCACGGGGUUCUUGAUCCCCUUCCUCUCCAUCUUGGGCUGCUACUGUAGCAUGACCAAGAUCCUGUGCCAGAAGGACGAGAUGAUCGGGCUGGCUGUCCGCAAAAAGAAAGACAAAGCCAUCCGGAUGAUUAUUAUCGUGGUCCUCGUCUUCGCCAUCAGCUUCUUCCCAUUCCACCUGACCAAGACCAUCUACCUGAUCGUCCGCUCGUUCCCCGAGGUCCACUGCCUCACCCGCCAGGCCUUUGCCAUCACCUACAAGUGCACCCGCCCCUUCGCCAGCAUGAACAGCGUCCUGGAUCCCAUCCUCUUCUACUUCACCCAACGGAAAUUUCGGGAAAGCACGCGGCACUUGCUGGACAAGGUCAGCUCCAAGUGGAAGCACGAUUCCUGACGACGGACGGGACGGGUGCCCUCGGGAAGAAGAUCUGAUCUUCUACCAAGGACAGGCUGGGAGUCUUCCCCCUUGGCAUCACCCCUUCGUCAGCUCUUGGCACUCCGGGGCCCGACUGGCAGGAGAAAACGGCCGACAGUGAGCUGUAGGACCAGCUCUGGAGGCCAUGCCAACCGCUGAGAAGGUUCCUUUCUCAUGGAGAAGGCGAACGAUACGGUGUAAAUACUAUCCUGGCACAUCCGUUCCUUUCAUCCGUAGUGUCAGGGUUCCAAGGAACACCCCCAACGAAAUAAAGCUCUGAGGCUUGAGGUUCCUCAGAGUUCCAAUUUAUUAGAGAUGUCAUGUUGGCACAGCUGGGAAAACCCGAAACUGAAAGCUUCCAGGUUUUCCACACCCAGUUGACAGUUCACAGCCCUGCCUCACACCCACAAGUUCAUCACAUUGUCCAAUCAACUCUUCACACUCAAUUGGAUACACUCUUCAGGCAGUCGCCGUCAGACGCAGGAUGUCCUCGAAUACGGAAUGUUGUUAUGACUAACUUUCUACCGCUCCAACAACAACCCCCUCCCAACUUCCCCAGCUAAAAUAGGUGGCAGUUAAGAAGCAAAAAGAAAAUUGCCUUCCAAAACUGACACAUAGGUUUUGCCUGCGCUAUAAUUAUUCAUCUGUUGGAGGGUGAUUGAUUGGACCAAAGGCUCGGGAGAUCUCCCAUUGUGCGAAGAGAGAGAGACCAAGCAGAAAAAUUCGAAGCAGGAGCUGUGAAGUCUGCUUUUAUAAACCACAACAACUGACACCAUUGGAAGGAAAAACCCCGAGCUAAUAUUUUUAAUCAAAAGGGCAGAGAGCACCCUACGUAGAUGCACACCAUUUUUUUUAAAAAAAGGAAUAUAAUGCUUUAACCUGGGAAUAAACUAAAUAUUGACAUUCUGGUGAAUGACGAACAUGCCAAGGGCACCAUUUUUAAUUUAAUAAAUGUACAGUUAAGGACCUACUACCGUGAUACAUUUUCUGGUGGAACAACCAGAGUUGGAAGGGACCUUAAAGUCCGCCAGGCUUAAAGUGGCCAAGGUUGGCUGGGCUGGGGAAUUCUGGGAGUUGAAGUCCGCCAGGCUUAAAGUGGCCAAGGUUGGAGACCCUUGUUCUAGUCCAAACACCUGCUCAAGCAGGAAACCUUAUAGCAUUCCGGACAAAUGGUUGUCCAGUCUCUUCUUCAAAACCCGCAAUGUUGGAGCACCCACAACUUCAUGAGGCAAGUUGUUCCGCUGGUUAAUUGUCCUCCCCAUCAAGAAAUUUCUCCUUAGUUCUACCUUGGUCUCUCCUUGAUUAGUUUCCACCCGUUGUUCUGUAGAUUGACUUAGAAAUUUUGGCGUCCAUGUAUGGAAAGACUCCAGACUGGUGGCCUGGGGGCUUACGAAUGACACCCCCCCCACUCCCACAGUGAACUGUGAGAUAUGUGGAUUAAGAACCCUUUUGUGUGACAGGGGAUCAACUACACAGGAUCUAUCUACAAGGGAUGACUACCCAGCUAAGAAGAAAUUGCAGUGGUUCAAAAGCUCCAGACUUUAGCUAUGGGGGGGGGGUUCAGAAUGCAUUUGGGGGGCAUCCACUAGGAUCCAAAAAUGUGUGUCUCUUUUGCACAACUGUUCUCCAUCCUCUAUGCAUCCUGGAAUAUUUUCCCAGGGUAGAUCCCACCGGAAAAGGAUUUCGACUCUGAAAAAUGGUAUUUAUGCACUUACGUUUGCAAACUGAACUUGGAAGCAGAGUUCGGAAUUCCCCUAAAUUCUGCCCUGCCUUCUUUUUGUCUCUUGAUCUCUUGAUUCCAAGAAAUUGUGCGUUGAGGUUUUAUCGUAUACAGGGAGUCCUUGACUUACAGCCAUUUGUUUAGUGAGCGUUCAGAGUUACGACGCCACUGAAAAAAAGUGACUUGUGACCGUUUUUCACAGUUACGAUUCUUGUAGCAUCCCAAGAUGCUGGGAUGCCGCAUGGUCGCUUGAUCAAAAUUCGGAUGCUUCGCAACUGGUUCAUAUUUAUGACGGUCGCAGUGUCCCGGGGGGGUCACGUGAUCCCCUUUUGCGACCUCCUGACGAGCAAAGUUAAGGGGGAAGCCAUAUUCACUUAAUGACCGGCUGACUAACUUAAGAACUGCAGUGAUUCGCUUAACAAAUCCGGCAUGAAAGGUUGCAAAAUUCGCUUUAACAACUGUCUCGCUUAGCAGUGAGUAAAUUUGGCUCAAUUGUGGCCGUAACUUGAGGACUACCCAGGCAAUAAUUUCAUGCGUACAUUAAAUAUCCGUUGGAUGUAUGGAUGUUUUGUGUUUUGCCUUCAAUUCCUGAGCCUCUUUGUUUUGGAAAUAGAUAAAAUAAACUGAAUGUGUCUGAAAAUAAACCGCAGAAGGACCUUGGAAGCUCAGAUCUUCAUGCAUGAAUCCAGCACGGUCAUGGAUGGCCCUUGGUGGACCCGGCGCUGGGUUCAAGAACAUUGUCUCCAAAACGCCAUCCCCGACUGCAGGUUUGCGAUUCGGGGACCGAAAGGAGAGAAAAGAAGGAAAAAUCUGACCUGAUGACAUUGUAUUUAAUGAAUGGCAUUGAAUAAAAUAGAAGCCGGUUGUGGGUGGUUUAGCCAGAAACGGCAAUGAAAUGGCAGCUACUUUUCAUUUCAACCUAGAGUAGACACCAGUUGGAAACUCCUUCCUACAUUUCAGCAGCUGGCAAAGUGGAGCCGGGAGCCAAGAAGAAGGUUUUUAAGGAAAGCAACUGAUGAUUGCACUGAUGAUGUUAUCUAGUUGGGUUGUGAAAUGUCUGCAAGAAAACUACCAAGCUCGGAGAGCACUAAGGACCCCACAGUCAUUGUCUUCCUCUUCCUCCUCUUCCUUCUCCUCCUCCUCUUCCUCUCUACAAACCCCACUCCCUUCUAGCGCUGCUGAUGUUACCUGUCUUGGUAAUAAAACAUCUGCAAGAAAACCACCAAGUUCAGAGAGCACCAAGGAUCCUACAGUCCUCCUCCUCCUCCUCCUCUUCCUCCUCCUCCUCCUCCUCUUCCUCCUCCUCCUCCCCCCCUUCUCCUCCUAUCUUCCUCCCUUCUAGCACUGCUGAUGUUACCGAGUUUGGUAAGGAAACGUCUGCAAGAAAACAACCCAGCUCAGAGAGCACCAAGGCAGUUCUCCUCCUCCUCCUCCUCCUCCCCCCUCUGCAAAUCCUGCUCCCUUCUAGCCCUGAUGAUGUUACCAAGUUUGGCAAUGAAACAUCUGCAAGAAAACAACCCAGCUCAGAGAGCACCAAAGUCCCCCCAGUUCUAUCCUGAGCUCAAAACAUUCAUUUCUGUCAAUUUUUAGAAUAGAAUAGAAUUUUUUAUUGGCCAAGUGUGAUUGGACACACAAGGAAUUUGUCUUGGUGCAUAUGCUCUCAGUGUACAUAAAAGAAAAGAUACGUUCAUCAAGGUACAACAUUUACAACACAAUUGAUGAUCAAUAUAUCAAUAUAAAUCAUAAGGAUUGCCAGCAACAAGUUAUAGUCAUACAGUCAUAAGUGGAAAGAGAUUGGUGAUGGGAACUAUGAAACGAUUAAUAGUAGUGCAGAUUCAGUAAAUAGUCUGACAGUGUUGAGGGAAUUAUUUGUUUAGCAGAGUGAUGGCCUUCGGGAAAAAACUGUUCUUGUGUCUAGUUGUUCUGGUGUGCAGUGCUCUAUAGCGUCGUUUUGAGGGGAGGAGUUGAAACAGUUUAUGUCCAGGAUGCGAGGGAUCUGCAAAUAUUUUCACGGCCCUCUUCUUGAUUCGUGCAGUAUACAGGUCCUCAAUGGAAGGCAGGUUGGUAGCAAUUAUUUUUUCUGCAGUUCUAAUGAUCCUCUGAAGUCUGUGUUUUUCUUGUUGGGUUGCAGAACCGAACCAGACAGUUAUAGAGGUGCAAAUGACAGACUCAAUAAUUCCUCUGUAGAAUUGGAUCAGCAGCUCCUUGGGCAGUUUGAGCUUACUGAGUUGGCGCAGAAAGAACAGUCUUUGUUGUCCUUUUUUAAUGAUGUUAAUUGCCCUGAUUGGUAUAGGAUUUCUUUCCCUCUUCAUGGAUCAGGGAAUGAGAUUUAUUGGGGGGGGGGGAAAUCCAUCAAUGCACGACUAGGGACAUCUAGAGUUUAACACAAAUUAUGAUUAUGCCUUGUUUCCUAUUCCUUACAUGUGAGCUCUUGCCCAUACAAUUUCUUCCUUUCGGUUUUUCAGCGUUGUGCUUUUUGUGGCCGGUGGCCUUGAUGUAACAUGUGUGUGUGUGUGGUAUUGUUGUUGUUGGGUUGCAGUGUUUUUGUACAUUAUUUUUUUGUAAUUGCAGUACGAAGGUCUUCCAAGCACGCUGUUAAUUUCCUUUUAUUUCUGGCUGGUUUAAAUUAGAAUAGUUGUUCUCAAACUUGGCAACUUUCAGACAGGUGGACUUCAACUCCCAGAAUUCUGGGAGUUGAAGUUCACCUGUCUUAAAGUUGCCAAGUUGGAGAAACAAUGAAUGAGAAGGAUAAAUAUUUCAGUUUGGCUUUUGUCCAAACUCACAAGAGAGUACACACGUUCCACAUUUUAAAAAAAUAAUAAUUCUGGCUUUUGUAUUGGGGGAAAAAUUCCCAAGUUUUGGCCCAUUUCUUUAUGAGGUAUCUUUACAAACCAAACUGAGGAUCUAAUUGGAGCCUUUGCAUCUUCUAUGAUUUUUAUUCUCAGGAGUAUUCUCGCAAUCGUCAAAUCACAAACUAUUCAAUCUCAUUUUAGGAGAACAGAUCCAGCGUCGGUGAAUAAGUAUUUGUGACAUCUUUUGUGAUAGUGUGUGAGCUCUUCGGGAUAGGGAGCUGCAGUUGUAUUAACUUCUUACAUUCCUUCAUAAAGUAAAAAAAUAAAAAAUAAAACAAAGAAA
Molecule: messenger RNA, 6043 nt
Organism: Ahaetulla prasina
Lineage: Eukaryota; Metazoa; Chordata; Lepidosauria; Squamata; Colubridae
Gene: P2RY6
Product: pyrimidinergic receptor P2Y6
Exons: 2
Coding region: 196-1167 (323 amino acids)
Biological process (GO): phospholipase C-activating G protein-coupled receptor signaling pathway; cellular response to pyrimidine ribonucleotide
Cellular component (GO): plasma membrane
Molecular function (GO): G protein-coupled UDP receptor activity; G protein-coupled ADP receptor activity; G protein-coupled UTP receptor activity
Source: RefSeq, a predicted model, not a curated record